Nothoprocta perdicaria is the source of this 2392-nucleotide messenger RNA. RefSeq names its product SAM and HD domain containing deoxynucleoside triphosphate triphosphohydrolase 1 (gene SAMHD1). NCBI's taxonomy places the organism in Eukaryota, Metazoa, Chordata, Aves, Tinamiformes, Tinamidae. Gene Ontology annotation, molecular function: dGTPase activity. Gene Ontology annotation, cellular component: nucleus. The transcript is spliced from 15 exons. The coding region runs from base 2 to 1645 and encodes 547 amino acids. Gene Ontology annotation, biological process: defense response to virus; regulation of innate immune response; dGTP catabolic process. The record is from RefSeq and is a predicted model, not a curated record.
CAUGCUGCUCGAGCUGCCCGCCCGCGCCCUGCACAGCGCCCGCGCCUGCCACGCAGCUGAGAGGCUGACGGUGCUCGCGUGCCUGAGCCAGCUGGAGCAGCAGCACGUGGACAUCAUGAAGGUCUUCAAUGAUCCCAUUCACGGGCACAUAGAAAUACAUCCUCUUCUGGUGCGCAUCAUUGACACCCCUCAGUUCCAGCGCCUCCGGUACAUUAAGCAGCUGGGUGGCACCUACUUUGUUUUUCCAGGAGCCUCUCACAACCGCUUCGAACACUCCUUGGGGGUAGGCUACCUAGCAGGGUGUCUGGUUCGUGCGCUGAAGGAAAGACAACCAGAACUGGAUAUAACCCAACGAGACAUCCUCUGUGUUGAAAUUGCUGGGCUUUGCCAUGAUUUGGGUCACGGGCCAUUUUCACACAUGUUUGAUGGGAGAUUUAUUCCGCUUGUUCGUCCAAAUUUGAAGUGGAAGCAUGAAAGUGCCUCUGUGGAGAUGUUUGAACACCUCAUCACUUCCAACAAACUAGAAAAAGUCAUGGAAGAUUACGGUCUUGUCCUGCAAGAAGAUAUGAACUUUAUCAAGGAACAAAUAGGAGGGCCUAUAGAUGAAAACACUCGUGAGAAAUCGUGGCCUUAUGUUGGUCGACCGAAGGAGAAAAGUUUCCUUUAUGAGAUAGUAGCGAACAAAAAAAAUGGCAUUGAUGUUGACAAAUGGGAUUAUUUUGCAAGGGACUGCCAUCACCUGGGAAUCCAGAAUAACUUUGAUUAUAAGCGGUUGCUUAAAUUCACACGGGUGUGUGAGGUGAACAGCCAGAAGCUGAUCUGCACGCGGGACAAGGAAGUCGGAAACCUGUACGAUAUGUUCCACACACGGAAUUGCCUCCACCGGCGCGCGUACCAGCACAAAGUUGGCAACAUCAUUGAGAUAAUGAUUACAGAGGCCCUUCAAAAAGCAGACCCGUAUUUUAAGAUAGAAGGCUCUAAAGGAACACCCUACCGGAUUUCCACAGCCAUGGAGGAUAUGGAAGCCUACACCAAGCUAACUGAUCACGUCUACCUGGAGAUCCUGCACUCCAGCUGUCCGGAGCUGGCCGAGGCACGGGAAAUUCUGCGAAAAAUCGAGCGCCGGGAGCUCUACAAGUUCUUAGGAGACACUCAUCCCGAAAAGGGGAAGGAGAUUGCAAAGGACGAAUUCCACGGGCUGACAGAGGAAAUUGCCAGUUCCAGGCCUGAGAAGAAUCCUCCGUUGGUGGAGCCGAAGGCUGAAGACUUCAUAGUUGAUGUUAUCAAUAUGGACUAUGGAAUGGAAGAACAGAACCCCAUUGAUAAAGUUCUCUUCUACUGCAAAGCUGAUCCUACCAAGGCAGUGCGGAUCACUAAAGAGCAGGUCUCGAAGCUUUUACCUGAGACUUUUGCAGAGCAGGUUAUUCGGGUUUAUUGCAAAAAUCAGGAUCCAGAUACUGUUUCAGCUGCAAAACAGUAUUUUAUUCAGUGGUGUAUCAGGAGGGAUUUCACCAAACCACAGGACUGUGAUGUGGUUGCCCCUCAUCUAACUCCAAUGAAGAAAAGCUGGAAUAAUAUUCAAGAGGCUGAAUGCAGAACUGCUGCAGAACCCAGCUGCAAGCAAAGGCUUCCUUUUGACGAGUAAUGCUCUUCCUUUUGCACUAUUCAAUCUCCUUCAGCAGAUGGAUGGUCCUGAGUAGCAACUUAAGAGCUACUGUGAUGGGCUGUUAAAGAUGUACAUGGCAAUGCAGAAAUGCAUUUUACAAUACAGCAGACGUACAGUUUGUUUUAAUGUUGACACUUAAACUAAGUGCGUAUGGACUUCUCAGAAAGCAACAAAUAGUCUGUUGCCACACAAAAAACCUCAGUUAUCUUUUAUUUGGAAUGUACUGACACUUUGUAGCAAGAGAAACUUAAAAAGAUUGAAAGCCACCAGAAUUAAAAGGAGUGCUAAGAGGCAGUUACUGCUUCUGACAGCGAUCCCUUCUUCAGAUGGGUGCCCGGGAGGCGCUCGGUGCUCCGCGGUGCCCGCAGAGGAGCCGGCGUCGUUCCGGCUGCCCGAGAGGGGUGAGCGCCUGGAGAUGCCACACGUGGCACCUUCCACAGCAAUGACCCAGCUGCCCGUAUCGAUAAGAAGUUGAGGGCGAGGGGAAGACUUUUUUAAUAACCAAAGACGACUUUUCUGGAAUUAAAAAAGUGAUGAAGAUGCCACCCUCUUGCUAUAAUAGUGCCCACAGUUUUUUUUAUUGAAGUAACAAUGCAUUUCAGCAGCAGACAGCAUCUUGUUGGUUUUAUAGUGUAUUUUUGAUACAUUGAAUGUUAUAGUUUUACUGCCGGGCUGAACUACAGAAGCCGCCCGCCCCGUUCUGCGGGCGCGUGCCGGACGCAGAGG